CUGCAGUCUGAUGCUUGCAGAAUUCUAUCUGAAGCAUAUGAAUGAUAUUGUCGCCUUGUAAAUUCUAUUAGGGUUUUGUCAGAAGUGGUUUAUUUUCUGAGAGAUCAUCUUCACUGUGUAUUUGUGGCUUUUUUGUGCUAGAAAAUGGCUGGAGUUUCCUCUAGGGGUUGCUUUGUCGUGAUGUGUUUGGCUCUUCUUAUGACAAGCACGUCAAUGGCUGCCGCUGGAUUUCAAUCAGGUACUGAGAAUACUGUGGAAGUAACAGAGAUGAAGUCACAGGAGCAGAAUACUAUAAAUCAGAAUGAAUUAAGAGGAGAGAAUAGGAAUGAAGACACAGUGUGCGAGGAUGGUGAGAAUAUGGAUACCCAAGAGUGUUUACUUCGGCGUACACUUUCAGCACACACAGAUUAUAUCUAUACACAGCAUGCUGGCAGUCCAUAGAAACUAUUUUGUUUGUUUUUGGCACAAAAUGUUUAUCAUCUGAGCUCAUCCUAUCGACAAAUACUUAUCAUCUUAUUGUGUAAAUUAUGCGGCUGCUGUUUGUAAUAAGAUUUUUUAUGUAGACAAAUGAAACACAGAGAAAUACAAGUGCAUUUGGAUUGGA
Molecule: messenger RNA, 604 nt
Organism: Cryptomeria japonica (Japanese cedar)
Lineage: Eukaryota; Viridiplantae; Streptophyta; Pinopsida; Cupressales; Cupressaceae
Product: phytosulfokines 4
Exons: 3
Coding region: 145-441 (98 amino acids)
Biological process (GO): cell population proliferation
Cellular component (GO): extracellular region
Molecular function (GO): growth factor activity
Source: RefSeq, a predicted model, not a curated record